This is a messenger RNA of Vanrija pseudolonga, 1704 nucleotides long. RefSeq names its product Polyamine transporter TPO5 (gene TPO5). Gene Ontology annotation, molecular function: transmembrane transporter activity. Gene Ontology annotation, cellular component: membrane. NCBI's taxonomy places the organism in Eukaryota, Fungi, Basidiomycota, Tremellomycetes, Trichosporonales, Trichosporonaceae. Gene Ontology annotation, biological process: transmembrane transport; amino acid transport. Bases 1 to 1704 code for a protein of 567 amino acids. The record is from RefSeq and is a predicted model, not a curated record. The transcript is spliced from 9 exons.
AUGUCCGACAAACCGACCACCGCGCACGUCGAAGCCGCGCCGCUGCCCUCGUCGUCGCCGUACGGCGGCUCGAGCAACACGCCAAGCGAGACAGAGAAGGCAGCGUACACCGCCCACGUACGCGAAAUCACGGAAAAGUACCAUGACCAAGGGGAGGCGGCCAAGCUCGAGGAGCUCGGAUACCAGCAGGAAGUCAAGCGCAACAUGACCAUGAUCGGCGUGCUGGGCCUCAGCUUCGCCAUCAUGGCCGUGCCCCUCGGUGUGAGCUUGAUGCUGGGCACAUUCUUGACCUGUGGCGGGCCAGUGACGAUGGUGUAUGGCUGGACAUUUGUCUCGGGCGUGUCAAUGUGCAUGGCGAGCAGCCUCGCCGAGAUCUGCUCAGUCUUCCCGACCUCGGGCGGCGUGUACUACUGGUCGGCCAUGCUCUCGCCGCCAAAGUUCAGCCGCUUCGCAUCCUACCUAACGGGGUGGUUUGCUGUGGUGUCAAACUGGACCCUCGCCGGGUCGAUUGCGUUCGGAGGGAGCCAGCUCGUGCUCGCCGCCGUGACGCUCUUCCAUGAGGACUAUGUCCCGACCGCGUGGCAGACGCUGCUGGUGUACUGGGCCGCGCUGGCCUGCGAGUUCGUCAUCAACCUCUACGGCAACGACUACAUUGACCGCCUCAACACGUUCGUGCUGUACUGGACCGGCGCGUCGACCAUCAUCAUUAUCGUCACGCUUCUUGUCAAGUCGGACCACUACCACUCGGGCAAGUUUGUCUUCUCGCAGUUCGCCAACAACUCUGGCUGGCCGGACGGCUGGGCCUUCUUCGUUGGUCUCCUGUCCGCCGCGUACAUCCUCACGGGGUACGGCACCGUCUCGGCCCUGUGCGAGGAGGUACACAACCCCGAGCGCGAGGUGCCGCGCGCCAUGGUACUUUCUGUCGCUGCGGCGUUCGUGACGGGCAUUGUGCUUCUCAUCCCGCUCGCCAUCACGCUCCCAUACGACAUUGACGCGCUCCUCGCCGUGCCCUCGGGCCAGCCGAUGCCGCUCCUCUUCAAGAUGGUGACCCACUCUGCGCCGGCGGCAAUGGGCCUCCUCUCCCUCGUGCUCGGCAUCUGGGCGUUCGCGUCCGUCGGCUCGCUGACCACCGCAUCGCGCGCGACGUGGGCCUUCUCGCGCGACGGCGGCAUCCCCGGCUCGCAGUGGUGGAAGCGCGUCAACACGCGCCGCGGCGUGCCGGUCUGGUCGCUCACGCUGUCGACCAUCGUGUGCGGCCUCCUCGGCCUGCUGUACCUCGGCUCGUCGGCCGCCUUCAACGCCUUCACGGGCGUCGCGACCAUCUGCCUCGGCUGCUCGUACGCCUUCCCCAUCCUCUGCUCGCUCCUCACCCGCCGCGAGCACAUGUCGCGCGCGGCGUACCCGCUUGGCAACACGCUCGGGUACACGGUCAACAUCGUCGCCGUGGUGUGGAUCUCGUUCAGCAUUAUCCUGUUCUGCAUGCCCACGGCCAUCCCCGUCACUGCCGAGACGACAAACUACGCGUCGGUCGUGUUCGUCGCCUUCGCCGUCAUCGCCGCGACCUGGUAUUUUGUCAACGCGCGCAAGCACUACACUGGCCCGCUGGUGUCGGUCGUGCGCAGGGAGGAGGAAGCGCAGUCUAGGAGGGCCUCGGCUGCUCCCUCGCGCGUGCAGUCGCGUGUCGAGCGUGUCGAGGGUGCGUAA